Molecule: messenger RNA, 675 nt
Organism: Bufo bufo (common toad)
Lineage: Eukaryota; Metazoa; Chordata; Amphibia; Anura; Bufonidae
Gene: RNASEH2C
Product: ribonuclease H2 subunit C
Exons: 4
Coding region: 72-485 (137 amino acids)
Biological process (GO): RNA catabolic process
Cellular component (GO): ribonuclease H2 complex
Source: RefSeq, a predicted model, not a curated record
ACUUCCGGUUACUUCUGCCUUGGCGGGAGCGUGCUCGAUGAGAAGUUUGGAAGCGAGUAUAGACGACAGUUAUGACGGACGGACCCGGUGCGCCCUUCACCAGGCUCCAGCUGGAAUCGCUGCGCUCCGGUGUUGAAGAGUCGCUGCACCUCUUGCCUUGUCAAAUCCAUAGACAAGGGGCAGCUAAAGUAGAGGAGUUUUUCAGUCCUGCAAUAAGAGCGGCGCACGGAGGAAAAGAAGUGUCCUUCAGAGGCAGGAAGCUUAGAGGACAAGAAGUCACUUUACCAGACGGAUACAUGGGCAUCGUCCUGAAGGAAGAUCAUAAACCAUGUGCUGAGGAGGAGGAGCGUUCUUUAAAUGUCAGAUCCAUCUUUCAAUCAUUCACGCAGUGGAACUUGGAGACUCCACCGUCUGCAGAUGAUGUCUUAGUAAUGUCACUGGCAUGGCCAAAAAUAGCUUCUGCGAUUCAUGCACCAGUUGAAUAGAAGCAAUUAUAACGCACAAUGUGAAACUUAUCCUUUGCUUAAAGAAGAGACGUCAACACUUUGAAGCAUGAUUUUAUUUUUAUUUUUUUUAAGCUGGUGGCCAUUUUUUGUGUCCAUCAGUCUUGCAUUUAGGCAUGAGCAUGCAGGUAUGCGAUUAAUUACCAGACACGUUGGAGCAAAUCUACUAAUC